GAUCGUCCGAAUAUUCUGGAAAGGAACUACACUCUAAUUCUGGAGAGUCCAAUUGGCACUCUCGAGUUCAGGAAACAGAAUUUCGGACGGAGAUACGAGGAAGACGAUCGAGUUCUGCAAUUCCGCAACCAGUCCUGGCUGUUUAUCAUGCCGUCGAAGGAUGCCCCCGAGGACGCAUCAGUUCUUCGCACCUUUCAGCAGCUAUUUUUCGACUGUGAAGCAAGCCAACCAGUCGAAGGAGCUGCUUCUUUCGUCCAACAACCAGCGUUCCAGGAACUGAGCAAGCUCUAUCGCCACUAUAUGCAGUCGCAGCAGAACGUGAUGCUGAACGAGACUCGAUCUGCAAACGGGGAUCACAGUCUAAGCUGCUGCAGAUGCUUAUGUACGUACAGUGUAUGUCGCCUGGUCUACCAAGUACCAUGA
Phytophthora sojae is the source of this 423-nucleotide messenger RNA. RefSeq lists its product as hypothetical. NCBI's taxonomy places the organism in Eukaryota, Oomycota, Peronosporomycetes, Peronosporales, Peronosporaceae. The annotation marks the transcript as partial. The record is from RefSeq and is a predicted model, not a curated record. The transcript is spliced from 2 exons.